AUACCAUUUGCAUUAUCUUCUUGGGUUAGGUGACGAUAUUUCGCCGCCUCAUUCGCCAUUUUCUCCUAUAUAUAUCGUCUCCCUCUUCUUUGUUUCUUCGUUCAUUCUUCUUCAUCCCCCUUUCUCGUUUUUCAAAAGCUAGCUCCAAAUCCUCUCAACAUGCAGAUCUUUGUGAAAACUUUGACCGGCAAGACCAUUACUCUCGAGGUCGAGAGUUCCGACACCAUCGACAACGUCAAGGCAAAGAUUCAGGAUAAGGAAGGGAUCCCACCGGACCAGCAACGUCUGAUCUUCGCCGGAAAGCAACUCGAGGACGGCCGUACCUUGGCCGAUUACAACAUACAGAAGGAGUCAACCCUCCAUCUUGUCCUCCGUCUUCGUGGAGGGAUGCAAAUCUUCGUCAAAACACUCACCGGAAAGACCAUCACUCUUGAGGUCGAGAGCUCUGACACCAUCGACAACGUCAAGGCCAAGAUCCAGGACAAGGAGGGGAUACCACCAGACCAGCAGCGUCUGAUCUUUGCCGGCAAGCAACUCGAAGACGGCCGAACUUUGGCCGACUACAACAUCCAGAAGGAGUCCACGCUCCAUCUUGUCCUCCGUCUCCGUGGAGGCAUGCAAAUCUUUGUCAAAACACUCACCGGAAAGACAAUCACUCUCGAGGUUGAGAGUUCCGACACCAUCGACAACGUCAAGGCCAAGAUACAAGACAAGGAAGGAAUCCCACCGGACCAGCAGCGACUGAUCUUCGCCGGCAAGCAGCUUGAAGACGGCCGUACUUUGGCCGAUUACAACAUCCAGAAGGAGUCAACUCUACACCUCGUCCUCCGUCUCCGUGGAGGAAUGCAGAUUUUCGUCAAAACCCUCACCGGAAAGACCAUUACUCUUGAGGUAGAGAGCUCCGACACCAUCGACAACGUUAAGGCAAAGAUCCAGGACAAGGAGGGUAUCCCACCAGACCAGCAGCGUCUGAUUUUUGCAGGAAAGCAACUGGAGGAUGGGAGGACCCUGGCGGAUUACAACAUCCAAAAGGAGUCAACACUUCAUUUGGUGCUGCGUUUGAGGGGAGGUAUGCAGAUAUUUGUGAAGACGUUGACCGGAAAGACUAUUACGUUGGAGGUGGAGAGCUCCGAUACGAUUGAUAAUGUGAAGGCAAAGAUUCAGGACAAGGAGGGGAUUCCACCGGAUCAGCAGAGGCUUAUCUUCGCUGGAAAGCAGCUGGAGGAUGGCCGUACUCUGGCUGAUUACAACAUUCAGAAGGAGUCAACCCUUCACCUGGUGCUCCGUCUCCGCGGUGGUGAUUUCUAAGGCCGUUGUCUAGCAUGGUGGAUUGGUUGGGUCGUUUGUGUCUUGUGUGUGGUCUGUCAAGUGCGUCGUUGUUGUGAUUGAAUUGCUGAUAUGAUUGUAGUAUGCCUAAUAUGGCAAUUAGAACUUUACAUUUAAGUUAAUCUAUCAAUAAAUUUCUCUGGUUUUUAAUAUAUUCUGGGUUUCAAUGUGUUAUA
Messenger RNA from Pistacia vera, 1502 nucleotides. Its product is annotated as polyubiquitin 4. The transcript has 2 exons. Bases 160 to 1308 code for a protein of 382 amino acids. NCBI's taxonomy places the organism in Eukaryota, Viridiplantae, Streptophyta, Magnoliopsida, Sapindales, Anacardiaceae. Gene Ontology annotation, cellular component: nucleus; cytoplasm. Gene Ontology annotation, biological process: protein ubiquitination; modification-dependent protein catabolic process. Gene Ontology annotation, molecular function: protein tag activity; ubiquitin protein ligase binding. The record is from RefSeq and is a predicted model, not a curated record.